AUGGUUGACCCUCGCAACACCUCCCGCCUCCAGUGGCUCGAGUCGCUUGACAUCGCCAAGACGCCCGACCACGUCCGCAAGUCCUCCAUCAUCUGCACUCUGGGCCCCAAGACCCAGACCGUCGAGAUGAUCACUGAGCUGCGCAAGGCCGGUAUGAACGUUGCCCGCAUGAACUUCUCGCACGGCUCGCACGAGUUCCACGCCAAAACCAUCGCCAACGUGCGCGCCUCGGAGAGCGCCCUCAAGGGUCGCCCCGUCGCCAUCGCCCUGGACACCAAGGGCCCCGAGAUCCGUACCGGUAACACCAAGGACGGCAAGGACAUUCCCUUCAAGAUCGGCCACGAGAUGAUCUUCUCGAUGGACGAGAAGUACAAGGACGAGGGCAGCCUCGAGGUCCUGUAUGUUGACUACGGGAACCUGCCCAAGGUUGUCACCCCCGGCCGCACCAUCUACAUGGACGACGGUAUCAUGGCCUUCGAGGUCCUUGAGAUCAUGGACAACGCCGUCAAGGUUGUUGCUCGCACCGACGGUGCCCUGUCGAGCCACAAGGGUGUCAACCUCCCGGGCUCGCCUGUCGACCUGCCCGCUCUGUCCGACAAGGACAAGGCCGAUCUGAGCUUCGGUGUCGAGCAGGGUGUUGAUAUCAUCUUCGCCUCGUUCAUCCGUACCGCCCAGGACGUCAUUGAUAUCCGCCAGCACCUCGGUGAGAAGGGCAAGCACAUCAAGAUCGUCGUCAAGAUCGAGUCGACCCAGGGUGUCGAGAACUUUGACGCCAUCCUCAAGGAGACCGACGGUGUCAUGCUCGCCCGUGGUGACCUCGGUAUCGAGAUCCCGGCCGCCCAGGUCUUCAUCGUCCAGAAGAUGAUCAUGGCCAAGUGCAACGUUGCCGGCAAGCCCGUCAUCUGCGCCACCCAGAUGCUCGAGUCCAUGACCUACAACCCCCGCCCCACCCGCGCUGAGGUCUCCGAUGUCUCCAACGCCAUCCUCGACGGCGCUGACUGUGUCAUGCUUUCGGGCGAGACCGCCAAGGGUAACUACCCUCUGCACGCCGUGCGCAUGAUUCGGCCUAUCGCCUACCCGCCUCUGUUCAACGAGAUCCGCGCCGCCACCAGCUACCCGAUCACCACCACCGAGGCCACCUGCUCGUCGGCCGUCAACGCCGCUCUUGAGCAGGACGCCAAGGCGAUCAUCUGCAUCACCACCACCGGUACCUCGGCCCGCCUGCUGUCCAAGUACCGCCCCUCGAUCCCCAUCCUGGUCGUCACCCGCGACUACCACACUGCCCGCCAUGUCCACCUGUCGCGUGGCUGCUACCCGUUCCUGUACGAGAAGGACAAGCCCGAGGCCUCGUGGCAGGCCGAUGUCGAUGACCGCAUCCAGUUCGCUAUCGCCAACGCUCUUGACGCCGGUCUGCUCAAGAAGGACGAUGUCGUCAUCUCCAUCCAGGGCUGGCGCGGUGGUGUCGGCAACACCAACACCAUGCGCAUCCUCCGCGCGUAA
This is a messenger RNA of Linderina pennispora, 1500 nucleotides long. RefSeq names its product pyruvate kinase. Gene Ontology annotation, cellular component: cytoplasm. The transcript has 3 exons. Gene Ontology annotation, biological process: glycolytic process. Lineage: Eukaryota; Fungi; Kickxellomycota; Kickxellomycetes; Kickxellales; Kickxellaceae. The record is from RefSeq and is a predicted model, not a curated record. Gene Ontology annotation, molecular function: magnesium ion binding; potassium ion binding; pyruvate kinase activity. Bases 1 to 1500 code for a protein of 499 amino acids.